ACGGCAUAGAACAUAGAAGAACGAAGUUAUUUUUGAAAACCGGAAAGUUCAAUGUACAGUAGAUUCGGUUAGUUAAACUGGUAAUAAAUUAGAUAUCAUGUAACAAAACAACAUACAAGAUCAGUUAAUUGUGAAAAUAGUUUAUACGUACUUACAACUUAGCGUAAUUAAUUCUGUAGUAUCAGAAAUACAUCAAAAACCAUGAAUCCUAACCUAACACCACAGUCUUUUACACACAAAGAUUUAUUGCUCAAAAAACUGUAUUACUCAGUGAUUUGCAGUGUACUUUCUCAGCUGGUUUUACUGCAGUUGUACGUGUUCGUGUCAACUUUUAAUCUGUUUCAUCCCAUACAAUGGAUUUUGGAGUCUACAACAACCUUUACAUCAUUCAGAACCUGGUUGUUCACAGUGCCAUUCCUAGGUAUUAUAUUCGCUCAAAGCGUUAUAUGUGCCAAAGACUAUGUGUUUAAAUCAACCUACUGCUCCACAAGAUUUCAAAAGUUGAUUUCCGCGUUCUCACUACAUAAUUUAGUGCUUCUAUUUUUACAUAUUUUAGCAGGGCCAGCGCUAAUAUGGUUAUUUUUGUCACUGGGAGGAGGACAAUUCCAGAACCUUACAACAAGUAUGGCUGAUAACCAAGUGUAUGUCCUUAACGAAGGUAGUUUUUUCUUAGUAUUAAGCGGAUUAUGGACAGGAUUUUUUUAUUUUAUAAAAGUAUAUAUGGCAGAAAAACAUUUAGCUUUUCCAGUUAUACACCAAAGAAAGUGGUUACAGUUUAAAACACAAGUUUUCCCAUUGCUAAAAAGUAGUUUCAGUUUGUCAAUUUGGCCCACAGCAACUUUCAUAAUUUUUUAUAUGCUAUGGGGAAGUACUUUUAGUGAUGGUUUUAGUAGUUCGUUCGGAUUAGACAAAGUAGAUAAAAUGAGUGGCAUUUUUGUUUAUUUAAAUCUAUGGUGUUUCACUGGUAUUUACUACUUUAACAUGCACCUAAUGAAGUUCUUUUUUAAUUUAUUUUUAACAGAACACAUAGAAUUUCCUCUUUGUAAGCUAUCCGAGACAUCCUUCAAUCUGCAGGACAGUUUAAGUAUGUCGGAUCUUCCUAUAAUACAGAACUUAGCAUGUUUGGAUUUAUAUAACUUAGCACAGUGGUCUAAAGAAAGAAGGCAAGUGUUUUAUACCUUGUCACAACCAGGAGGCCACCCAUACAACUGGAACGCUUUAGUAGAAAAUGUUUUGAAACUAUUUAAUGAGUACAUUGUUCUUCUCAAUAAAUCUACGGAAAGUAUGGACAGCAAACCUGCAGUAGUACCACCAACUCCACCAAUGGUAAUAACUCCUGUACAGUCGCCUAAUAUGUGUAGGAGUCCUAUGCUAUCACCUGACAAAUUUAGAAACCUGAGGAAUAUGUCAGUAAUAUCAGAUCCUUGCUUGGCAGAUGUUCUUAGUGUUACCCAACAAAGUGGUCCUAAGUUUGAGCUACCUGAAGCAGUGGUCGCAGUAAUUAAUAAAAAAAUCAAUAGUUUUAUUACUAUAGCUAGAGUCGUAUUAGGAAUUGAUUUCGUUUUUGGAGAACUACCUCAAGCUAACAUUCAAAAAUGUCUAGCCAAUGGUCUUAUAAUAAUCUGGACCAGUCAAGGCAUUUCAGAAUUGACUUGUGCUGCUAUGACAGAAGACAGGUAUGGUAUUGUUCAAAAGGAUAUCCCAGCGUUAGUGUCUACGUUAGUUGAUUUGAAACAGAAUCUGGAUAAAUUAAGUAAAAUAUCAGCUUUAACCAAGAAAAUUGCUGGCCAGGACGAUUUUAAUUAUAAAAUGAAAGUGGCAGUAAUUUCAGCUGUUCAAAGGAGCUUGUUUAAGAUUUGUUUAACUUAUAAGGAGUACCUUAAUGAGUUGCCGUUAAGUAAAGGAGUUAAAAUUUAUCUUCAGGGUAUUAAAAGUUGAAAUCUUAGGUUAUUUAUGAUAAUAAAUUUAUUAUUUAACUGAAUAUUAAAAAGUACUGUUUUUCUGAAUAAUUAAACUUUGUUUGGUAUUGAGGGAGGGUUAUGAAAUCCAAAUGUUAAAUACUUCCAGAUGAAAAUUAUAAGCACAAUUGUGUUAUUUCAAGAAUAUUCAUAAAAUAUUUCUAUAUACUGUAUGUACAGUGGAACCUCGAUAACUCGGAUUAAUCGGGACCGCGACCGAUCCGGGUUAUCGAAAAUCUGAGAUAGCCGGAGAAUAUGGUAAAAAUUAAUAAAAUACGGUAUACUUACAGAUAAACUCCGUUAGAAUUGAAAUAACAUGAAAUAUAUUUAUAAAUAUGCACAGUACCUACUCAUUAAAAUUACUAAAAAAACACCAAACCCAAACGUAAGCAAAUGGAAGCGAACAAUACAAGACACACAAUACUAAAGACCAUUGUUUAUAAAAGAAUUUUUUAAAUAGUCUUUCCUAAACAAUGCUGACAGUUUGAAAUAAAAAGGAAUAGAUACUACAGACAGGUGGCUGUUGUUUCUGCAGCGUGUGCUGAGUCAUUUUUAAUAUCGUAUCGUUCAAAUUACACACAUAGGUACACAUUAUCUCUCAAAUAUUAUAUUACAUACAUUUUUAUUGUUGAAAGGUUUGUCUGAUAAUUAACUAUUUUGAUUGGAAAUAAGCCACAAUUAAAUUUAAUAACUUAAUUUAUUAAUUUUAAUAAUUUUUUUUUUUUAAAUUAUGUUAUGGACUAUAUCAAUACUUGUAUUGUUUUGACUAUAUGUACUUUAGCAUGUUUAUAUUAGGUUAUCCUAUUUCAAAUAAAGUAUUACAUAUUAAAUUGAAAAAUACAAAAUAUUGAAAAUCAAAAUGUUUAUCUGAUGAAAAUCGGUCCGGGUUAGCCGGACUUCCGGGUUAUCGGGGGCCGACUUAUCGGGGUUCCACUGUAUUUAUAUAUUUCAGAUUAUGUAAGCAAAUCUUAACCUCUUAUACUUUCAAGUCGGGCCAAUAACAGAUAUUUGUCUUAUGUGCUCAUUUAUACAGUUAUUGGAAAAUUGUUGAAACACAGUAGCUGUUUCAGUAGCACCUGAUUGAUAACAGUGUGAACACAGGAUCUAUGUCAAUGGAUUUGAAAGUCUUAAGUGGCUUAAAGGGCAUGCAUAAAAAUGGAGAGUCAUUUUAUCUGACAGCAUAUUCAAUGCACAAAUCGAGCCUUGGACUCCUCCAAACUAGGCUUCUAAACUUGCUGGUUCCACACCAGUCUUUUCUAGAUUCUCACAUCUAGCAAACUCUGCAUAUCCACUGCUAUUUCAUCCUCUCACAUUUUCUUUAGUCUUCCUUUUAGUUUUGUGCUCUGUAUCUAGGGCUCUUUUUAGCAAUCUUUCAGCCUCCAAGCUUUCUCCUCUUCAAUACAUUGAAGUCUGUCAGUUAAAUGAAUUCUGAGAUUGGUGUCUUCUUGAACAGGUAGUGUUCAUGGUUGUAAAUGGAUCUUCUUACUACACAAAUUUUGUUAAACAUCUUCCUUAGGACUUUUAUUUCAAAGAUUUCCAGUUCCUUCCAGAAAAAAUAAGCUAUUCUUUUUCUCAUGAUCAUCUUUCAGUGCGUCACAGUUUUUCGAUUUCUCUCUAACGCAUUAAAUUGUAUGUGACAGAAAAAAAGGCACGUCUGGGAAUACUUCGGUAAUUAUUCUAGUUCGGUGAUUAUUCUAGUUGUCGAUAGAUGGCGCCAUAAUCAAAAAAGAAUUAUUUAUUAAAUAAAAUAAUAAUAUUAUCAAUAUAAUCUGUACAAUUUAUAAGACUAUACAAAUGAAAGAAAAUACCAUUUUAUAAAUGCAAUAGACACAAUUGAUUUGGUUUUAUUCCAAAUUGAAAAUAAAAUUUGACAACUGUCAGAUUUAACUAAAAUGUCACGUUAGAAUAAAUGUCAUAAAUGUGUAUUAUCAGGGACUUACCUUUUUUUCUAUAAUUUGUGACGCACUGAAAAAUGUUCAUGAAAAGGAGAAUAGCUUUCUUUCCCUUUGCUAUUCUUCUAUGAAUUUCUGGUCCUUCCGUUCCAUCCAUGCUUAAUUGGUUAACUAAUGCUUAACUUUCUAUGGUUUCAAUAUUGUCCUCCAAUUAUAAACAAAGUUUGAUAUUUCUUUUGACAAUGGCUUCUGAUUUGGAAGGUAACAUAUUAAGAAAACAGUUUUAUUUUACGAUUGGUAGGGUAUUUUCCUCCAAAAUUAUUUAACAGAAAACUACUUUUUCGUGUCUUUUUGUUAGGUGAAUAUUUAUUUUGGCUCUUUCAUGUAUACAUUUUCAGUAAUUUCAUGUAUUCAUCCAAGCAAUAUAGUUUUAAUAGUACACACUACUUGAUUGUUCUUUUUUUUCAAUAGCAUUUAUGCAAGUACAUUAUUUUUAGUUUCAUUGGUUUUUUUUAUAACAGAAAAAAUUCUGCGGUCACUGAAUAGUUUACAUUUUCAUUUUUACAUUUAUUUUGAUUUUUUUUAUAUAUAUAUUUAUCUACCUUUUAAUUAGAUUUUUAAAUUUUAAUCAACCUAUUCUGGCCCAGCCAUAGGGAAUUGACGUCGCUUUGAUGCAAAAAGUGCAUUUAAAUGAGGUAAAAGUUCAAAAAUCUGCUACUAGAUAUGUAAGGGUGUAAACUAUUCAACAGCUACAGCUGUACCUUUCUGGGCUACUCUCUUGCACACUUCAAUUUAUCAAUUGGUGUGUAGGUACUAAUAUAAAUAUCUAUUGUUCAAAACCAGUUAACCAUCUAAGUUAUUAUUUUAUUAAGAUUAGUAAAUCCACAUGUAAAAUCAAAAAGUACAAUUUGUAAACUGUCAUCAACUAGUUGCAGAAACAAAUAUUAUGUAAGAAUGUUUCAAAACUUCAUGAACCUUGGAAAUACGCAAACCAAAAAAAAAAUGAAUCCUAAAAACAUUAACUACAUAUUUUAACUUCAGACGGAAUUCAAUAAGUAUUAAAAACCACUGUUAGACAAAAAACAAUAAAUACUCCCAACAAUGUUUCUGCAACAAAAACUGAUUUGGCUCUGUCUUGCUAUGUCAGAACUCACAAUUAAAUGUUUUCAGGAAUGUGGGAUUUCAUAGUUUCAUUCGUAUAUUGACAUCAACAAAUAAGUUAGUAAGGUUCAUGAAAUUUUGUAAAACCUAUUACCUUUGUAAAGAAGUAAUGUUUAUGUCAUAGUUUUAAGAUUUAAUAUACCUAAAGUAAAUUCGCUCAAUUGAGAUUCAUUUUGAAUUUAUUUUCUCAAAAUAUUUUUAAUUUGUACAAUAAAUAAUUUUCUUAUUUUUUAUUAAUACAUUAUAUUAUUAUGGUCAAAUAAAUAAUAAUUAUUGAUUUGCGUAAGAUUUGUUAUUAAUGUUUGUUAACUCUUAUUAUUAGCUAUGAGCACGUGUGUUUGGAUGUGCAGUAAUUUCCAGCCACCUCUAGUUUGUCAAAAUGUAACUAAUUUCGCAAAACAAUAAUUAUGUACUAAAAUCACCAGACAGUUGUGUCUGAGAUUAGCAAACCAACUAUAUCCGGUAAAUUUUUUUAAGUUCCAAAUUUAAAACAAAUUCUGUUUUAUCUCAUUUUUAUUUAUUUAAGACUAUUUUUAAACUAGUAUGUUUACAAUUUGUACUAGCUAUAAAGUAAAUAGGACAUAAACUAAGGCCAAGAAACUAAGACUCAUUAUUAAUUCCCGAUAAAAUAAUAGUUUUUUUAUUUAAAAACAUAGAAUGCACAUCAACCAAGCAGGGUUAUCAAUAGACUAACUUACAGAAGGAUUCGUUUAUUUACAUUAAAUAAAUGUAUCAAACAUAAAUAUUUUAAUCUACACUCACCGCCACAAAAUUCCGCCAAAAUUUUUGAUUAAGUUUUACAAACUAUAACUUUAUUAUUUGUACUCCGAUUUUCAAGAUUCUUGCAUCAGUUUGUAGGUACAUGUAUUAAUAUCGUUUUUUAUUAUUCUGGUAACAAAAAAUUUUUGUUUAAAUGGCAUUAUACAGGGAUGAAUGGAAGCGUUGUAUUUUCUCUUAACUUUAAAAAAUUCUGUGGAAAAAUUUUGAGGGCUGAUUCUGUUUCAUACUCCUUUUGUAUUAUUCUGGAAGUAUCAUUAAGGUUUUGUUUUUGAAUUAUCCGAAUAUCUCUUCUCUUGUAAGAGCUGUAAAUAAAGACACUGCUUUGAAGGUAUUUUUAAUUAAAAAUAUCAAACGCACUAAAAUUAACAAAACAAAAUUAACAACAAAACAAUUCAAUUGCGGGUAUGUCCACCUCUUGCAGCAACGACUGCUCGUAAUCUGUUUGGCAUCGAAUAAAGAUGUUUUAUCCUUGCCUCGGGAAUAGCCCGAUAUUCCUCUACCACGGCCAUAACUAUACCAAAUUUUCUGGAGGCCUAGGAAGACGGCCAAUAGCUUUUUUUAAUUCAUCCCAUAAAUACUCAAUAGGAUUUAGAUCUGGGCUGCAUACGGGCCAUUCUAAUCUUAUCAAUCCAACCUCUAUUUUGACUCGAUCAGUGUUUUUAUUGACAGAAAAUGGUACAGCUCUUACAAGAAAAGAGAUAUUGGGAUAAUUCAAAAAACAAAAUUUUAGUGAUGCCUCCGGGAUAAUAUGACAGGACCAUGAAACAAAAUCAGCGUUGCCAUUUUUUCACAGAAUGUUUUAAAGUUAGGAGGAAAUACAACACUUCCAUUCACCCCCGUAUAAUGCCAUGCAAGCAAAAUUUUUGUGUUACCGGAAUAAUGCCAAACGAUAUCAAUACAAUGUACCUACAAACUGGUGCAAGAAUCUUGAAAAUCGGAAUACAAAUAAUAAAGUUAUAAAUUAUCAAACGUAAUCAAAAAUUUUGGGUGGCGGAAUUUUGUGCCGGUGAGUGUAGUACCUACAUGUUAUUAUUUUAGCCAAAUAAAUUAGAAUUCGAUUCUUCUAAUAAUGAACGUGAUAUUUUUUCCUUUUGUAUACAAAAGCAAAAUAGAACUGAAGACUGAAGUACACUUUUCUUUGCAUAAUUUUUAUCUUGAAUUGUUUUGAACUGGACUAAUAUGCACAUUUGGGCAAACUUUGUAGAAGAUACCCGGAUAAAAUUCCUGUAAGGGUAAUUACAUGGUAAUCCUACUAUCAGCGAUGAAUAAUAAUGCAUCUCUAAAGGUACGUAUCCAUACAAGGGUGAUCCGCGCUUAGUGUAGCAGCUCCACAUAGUGGAUACAUUGGUGAUCGCCGCUCGGCGUUCACCCUCUUCGAUUCAACCGGUUUGCAGUUUAUAUGUAGGAGAGCGCAUGCCAUAUAUAUUUGAGUAGCUACACCGAGCGUGGAUCACCCUUGUAUGGAUACGUACCUUAAGAUAUUUGUUACCCUAUAAAUCAUUUGUGACUGUUUCUACAUUUUUUUUUGUAAUGAAUGUAAAUAAUGUUUUUUGUAUAAUAAAAUAUUUUUCUAAUUUUC
Molecule: messenger RNA, 7370 nt
Organism: Diabrotica virgifera virgifera (western corn rootworm)
Lineage: Eukaryota; Metazoa; Arthropoda; Insecta; Coleoptera; Chrysomelidae
Gene: Ndc1
Product: nucleoporin Ndc1
Exons: 1
Coding region: 202-1938 (578 amino acids)
Biological process (GO): nuclear pore organization
Cellular component (GO): nuclear pore transmembrane ring
Molecular function (GO): protein-macromolecule adaptor activity
Source: RefSeq, a predicted model, not a curated record